Molecule: messenger RNA, 273 nt
Organism: Lichtheimia ornata
Lineage: Eukaryota; Fungi; Mucoromycota; Mucoromycetes; Mucorales; Lichtheimiaceae
Exons: 1
Coding region: 1-273 (90 amino acids)
Source: RefSeq, a predicted model, not a curated record
AUGAAGUCUGCCUUUUCCAUUGUCCUCUUUUCUUUGGUCAUCCUCGCCCUUGGUCUUGUGCAGCAGGCCGCUGCUUAUCCCCCUGGUCGUGAUUUCUGUAACUGCCACUGUUACCUCGGCAAGCAAGAAGGCCUUAGACGUUGUCAACAAUACAACAGCCCCGAAAUUUGUGACAAGCGAUUCCAACACAUCCCUCAGGAAUGCGGCAGCAACUGCAGUGAUGAAACUUGUGGCAUUGAUAACUUUGGAGGCUAUAACCGCUAUCAUGAUUGA